GAUCGGAGACUUCUCCCCGCGGCGCUCUUACGAAGGCUGGUGCCAAGGCACUGGCCAGGCAAGACUCUCCAGACAGCCCGGUCGUGACUACUCCUGUGUACGCAUGGCGUGGGAAAGUGGCUCCUCUCAAGCCACCCAUGCCAGAGCCGGAUACAACUCCUAUGCCUCCCGUGCCGGAGCCGAGCACGGUCCCUAUGAGCGUGGAAGCACAGGAGGAGGAGACGGACGAGGACGAGUGUUGGGGCAAAUGGAGACCAACGUCGAGCACCACAGCCUCCAACAUUGCAGCGAGCCAGCGAAAGGAGGCAGGGGGUGUUGUCCGCAAUACGUGGGGCACAGCAGCCUGUGACUCCACCGAAGGCCCCAGGCCCAACAGCUAUGGUGCCAAGUACGCCCCCAAAGGGGCCAGCCACACCACCGAAGUCUCCGAUUACACCACCAAAGGGGCCAACCACACCGCCAAAGAGUCCGCCAAAGAGUCCGCCAAAGGCCGCGCCAGCGCCGCCCAACAUCUGGACAGCACCACCUCCACCGAGGGCCGCUCCGAAGGCUGCCGCUCCAAAGGUUCCAAAAGCAGCGGUUCCAAAGCCGCCGAAGGGUCCGAAGGCAGCGAUUCCAAAGCCGCCGAAGGGCGCGACUACAACAACGCCGGCUCCUUUGACAACGCCGGCUCCUGUGGCAACGCCGGCUCCUAUGACAUCGCCGGCUCCU
Molecule: messenger RNA, 711 nt
Organism: Symbiodinium sp. CCMP2592
Lineage: Eukaryota; Dinophyceae; Suessiales; Symbiodiniaceae
Source: the annotation of a GenBank genome assembly